GAGAGAGAGAGAGAGAAAGCGCGCCCCUGGCUACUGAGCAUGCGCCGCGGGCUCCGGCCCUCCGGCUCGCCGUAGUUACUGUCCCAGAGGCCUGUGCGCGGCCGACGCGGCCUGAGGGGGGGGGAACCGGCAAUCACUAGUGGGUCAGAACCGAGCGGAGCCAUGGAGGGGCCUCCGGACCUGUUUGACACCAUCGUGAUGGCGGAGGAGAGGUAUCGAGGCGAGGGCUUUCGGGACGGCUUCGCCGAGGGCAGCUGCCUGGGGCUGGCGGAGGGAAGGUGCUGCGGAGCCUCGCGGGGCGCCUGCGUGGGCUCCGAGAUCGGCUGCUACCGAGGCUUCGCCCUGACAUGGCAGCGGCUGCUCCCGGAGCCGGCGACCGAGAGGGACAGUAAGAAGAGGAAGAUGCUGGACUCCCUCCUAGGAAUGAUGCAGAAAUUCCCGUAUGCUGACCCCACUUAUGCCCAGCUUCAUGAAGAUUUGGACAAAAUCAGAGGGAAGUUUAAACAGGUUUGCUCUUUGCUAAGUGUUCAGCCCGACUUCAGAGUCAGCCCUGGAGGCUCCACACUUUCAUUUUGAGCAGGAUGGGAGGACAGAAGUGUUCAAAGAACAGCUGUCUGUAUGUUACCUGUUUAAAAAUGAGAUUAAAGGCCAGACAAUGACUGGGUGCUCAUUGUCCUGAAGUGCUCUGAAAA
Molecule: messenger RNA, 692 nt
Organism: Dromiciops gliroides (monito del monte)
Lineage: Eukaryota; Metazoa; Chordata; Mammalia; Microbiotheria; Microbiotheriidae
Gene: LTO1
Product: LTO1 maturation factor of ABCE1
Exons: 5
Coding region: 163-576 (137 amino acids)
Source: RefSeq, a predicted model, not a curated record